GUGUGUUGUCCCAGUUGUCCAUCCACAGUAGACAUGGGAGAGAGUGUGUGUCGCCGUGCUUCUCUCUGCAGCAGAGAAACAGCUCUACCUCACCUAAGAUCAAGGUGGACCUGGACAACACUACAGGUGUAGCUGUGUUGAGGAUGCAGAGCCCCCCUGUCAACAGUCUGAGUCUGGACUUCCUCACUGAGUUCUGUAUCAAUCUGGAUAAACUAGAGAUGGAUAAGAGUUGUAGAGGUCUGAUCAUCACCUCGACCCUCUCCAAGGUGUUCUCUGCGGGGCUAGACAUCAUGGAGAUGUAUGGGAAAAGUCCGGAGCGCUGUGGAGAGUUCUGGAAGGCUGUUCAGGAGAUGUGGCUCAAAGUCUACGGAUCCAACAUGGCCACCAUAGCUGCCAUCAACGGCUCUAGUCCAGCAGGUGGCUGUCUCAUGUCUAUUGGAUGUGACUACAGGAUCAUGGCUGAUAAUCCUCGCUACAGCAUCGGACUCAACGAGACUCAGCUCAGCCCUUCUGGUGAGGCAUUGUAG
Oncorhynchus nerka (sockeye salmon) is the source of this 527-nucleotide messenger RNA. Its product is annotated as enoyl-CoA delta isomerase 1, mitochondrial-like. The annotation marks the transcript as partial. Gene Ontology annotation, cellular component: mitochondrion. NCBI's taxonomy places the organism in Eukaryota, Metazoa, Chordata, Actinopteri, Salmoniformes, Salmonidae. The record is from RefSeq and is a predicted model, not a curated record. Gene Ontology annotation, molecular function: delta(3)-delta(2)-enoyl-CoA isomerase activity. The transcript has 4 exons. Gene Ontology annotation, biological process: fatty acid beta-oxidation.